GAUGUUCGUCAGCAGAACAUUUCUGAUCUUUACUGCUGUCGUUUUAUUUUCCGUCGGGAGCCUCCUGUUCGCCUCCUACAAAGGAGCGCCUUCAGCCGCGCCGAGGUGCUCCGUCCCGGCGCUCACGUCCGCGCGCAGUACAGCCGCUUCGUCAGUACCAGGCAGACGAAGUGCGACAACCUGGCGCAGUUAGGAGGCUGGCUCGGUGCUCCUGAAGACGGCAAGAAGAUGGUGUGUCUGGACGCGAGGUUCGACAUCCGGGCAGGAGAAUGCGUCGUGUUGUCCUUCGGGAUAAAUAACGAGUGGUCCUUCGAGGAUGACGCCGAGAGGCUGGGUUGUAAGGUGUACGCCUUCGACCCCACCAUGGGCAUGGAGGACCACCACAGGACACCUAACAUCCAGUUCUUCAAGCUUGGCAUCUCGGACGUCAGAGGAGAAAAGAGGAUUGGCAUGAACCCAGAAGCGUGGGAUUUCAAUUUUCACAAAGCGUUCCCGGUCGACCGCUACGAGAACAUCGUCCGGCGCCUGGGACUCGAAGACCGCGUCAUCGACUACGUCAAGAUGGACAUCGAACUCGCCGAGCUGGACGUCCUGCGCGACCUGCUGGACAACUCGCCUCACCUCCUCAGGAACAUCAACCAACUGGCUAUAGAGAUCCACCACGAUUAUGUAUUCGGAGAUUUCGGGCCCGACAGCACCGUGCGAAAGUUCUGGCCGUUUUACCACAGACUUCGCUGCCUCGGCUUCUCCAUCAUGACCACCCAGGCGUCUGUAUUUUGGCGAGAAGUGGUGUGGGCGCGGGACACUGCAGGGCAUCUUUGGGCAGAAUGAAAGCAGUGACGAGUGAUAUGUGGCAGUGAAAAAAAA
Messenger RNA from Penaeus vannamei (Pacific white shrimp), 867 nucleotides. Lineage: Eukaryota; Metazoa; Arthropoda; Malacostraca; Decapoda; Penaeidae. The record is from RefSeq and is a predicted model, not a curated record.